AUGGUAAAAACGGAGGGGGAAACGGUGGAAAUAGAGGUGAAGGCGGUGGAAACGGAGGUGGAGACGGUGGAAACGGAGGUGGAGACGGUGGAAACGGUGGUAGAGACGAUGGAAACGGAGGUGGAGACGGUGGACACGGAUGUGGAGAUGGUGGAAAUGGAGGUAAAGACGGUGUGUCUAAGAUGGUGGAUACGAAGAAACAUAGAUACAGACUGUAGAAACGGAGGUGGAGGUGGAGACGGCGGAAACGGAGGUGGAGGUGGAGACGGCGGUAAUGGAGGAAAUGGUGGAAGCAUCGACGGCUGCGUCAUUGAUUGCUCCCUCGAAAAGUAUCUGCCACAUCCAAGUGACUGCCGCAAGUUCAUCCAGUGUGCCCCGUAUGGUCCUGAAGAGAUGCCUUGUGCUCCUGGAACGGUCUGGAACCAACAGAAACCCACCUGUGAUCACGAAUGGGCUUCUCCGUGUGUGACAGGCAGCUACUUGACUCCGGAAGGUCUGCCAUAUGGAGGAGGUAGUAACAGAAAUGGAGGUGGAAACGGUGAACAAUCGUCGAAACGGUGGAAAUGA
Messenger RNA from Penaeus monodon (black tiger shrimp), 567 nucleotides. Its product is annotated as RNA-binding protein Raly-like. Bases 1 to 567 code for a protein of 188 amino acids. Gene Ontology annotation, cellular component: extracellular region. NCBI's taxonomy places the organism in Eukaryota, Metazoa, Arthropoda, Malacostraca, Decapoda, Penaeidae. The record is from RefSeq and is a predicted model, not a curated record. The transcript is spliced from 3 exons. Gene Ontology annotation, molecular function: chitin binding.